Molecule: messenger RNA, 667 nt
Organism: Notolabrus celidotus (New Zealand spotty)
Lineage: Eukaryota; Metazoa; Chordata; Actinopteri; Labriformes; Labridae
Gene: gphb5
Product: glycoprotein hormone subunit beta 5
Exons: 3
Coding region: 37-498 (153 amino acids)
Biological process (GO): regulation of thyroid hormone receptor signaling pathway; G protein-coupled receptor signaling pathway
Cellular component (GO): cytoplasm; extracellular region
Molecular function (GO): hormone activity
Source: RefSeq, a predicted model, not a curated record
AAUAUCUGAUAAGACACUUCCAUCCAAAAAACCUCCAUGAGACUGAGCUCGUUAUCUUCCAUUGCAGUAUGCAAUAUUUUUCCCACAUCUCCUCAGAAAUACAUACAGAGGCCUGGCCUGGUGCUGUGCUGGUUUCUGCUCUGGAUCUCUCUGCAGCCUCGCUCCCUCCACUCGGUGUCAGCUGUCAACCUGCGGCGCUUCAUCGGCUGCGCAGUCCGCGAGUUCACUUUCCUGGCCAAGAAGCCUGGUUGCGGGGGGCUGCACAUCACUACGGAUGCCUGCUGGGGGCGCUGUGAGACCUGGGAGAAACCCGUCCUGGACCCGCCCUACAUAGAGUCCCACCAGCGGGUUUGUACCUACAACGAGACUCGUCUGGUCACUGUGAAACUGCCUAACUGUCGGGCUAACGUGGACCCAACAUACACCUACCCUGUCGCCCUGAGAUGUGACUGUGGUGUUUGUGCGACCAGCACCACUGAAUGUAUAUCAGCUGUGUAACACAACCAUGAACAGGCAGAAUGAUUAUUUCUCUAAGUACAUGCUUUUAUUUGAAAUCUUUGUUGGGAAAAACUGGAUCAGCUAUCAUUUCAUUUGACUCUGUUUAGAUCAAUUCCUUCUUAGGAUUCUUGCCCUGAUUCUGUAGUAAACCAGAAGUGCUGUAACAGAA